AGUGCGACUGUCCCCACUCCAAGUUCGGCUGGAAAGCACUCGCCCUGCUCGGUCAUCCAUGGCGACCUCCACUCCACCGCCUGCCUCCCACGCCUCCUCCUCCCCCCACUGACCAGUGAUCCCUUCCUCUCCCUCCCUCCGUCUCUAGCUUCGACAUUGCCAGCCACCCCUGUCCACGGCCGCCGCGCCAACUGUCUCAGUGUCAGACCCACGCCACGAUGGCUCUCUCCCCGCCUUCCCCUCCUCACGCCACCACCGUCCUGCUCCUCCUCCUCCUCCUGCUCACCUGCACCGCCGCCAGCAUUGCCACCCUGGCGUCCGCGCAGCCGCAGCCGCAGCCGCUGGCGUCGUCGCAGGCCAAGGCUCUCCUCCGUGUGCGCCGCCUGCUGUUCUACCCACCCGCUCUCGAGCCGCUGCGCGGGGCGCCAGACCCCUGCGCUUUGCCGCCGACUCCAUCCCUCGCCGUGGCGUGCGAGGGCGGCCAGGUCACGGCGCUCUCGGUCCGGGGCGACCGCGACCCGGACGCGGCGUGGCGCGCCGCGCUCCCGGCCACCUUCUCCUCCGAGGCGCUCUUCACCACGCUCACCCGGUUCCCGGCGCUGGCGCGGCUCUCGCUCGUCAGCGUCGGCGCAUGGGGACCGCUUCCGGGCGCCAAGCUCCGCCGGCUCCAGGCGCUGCAGCAGCUCAACCUCAGCUCCAACUACUUCUACGGCGGCGUCCCCAACGACGUCGCGCGGCUCUACUCGCUGCAGAGCCUCGUGCUGUCGUGGAACUGGCUCAACGGCUCCGUGCCGUCGCUCGCCGGGCUCCAGUUCCUCCAGGAGCUCGACGUGUCGCACAACCGCCUGGGACCGGGGGCGUUCCCGGACGUCGGGAACGCGGUCGUGCGCCUCGUCCUGGACGACAACAACUUCACGGGGAGUAUCCCGGCGCGGGUGGUCAGCUCGCUGGGACAGCUCCAGUACCUCGACGUGUCCCGGAACAGGCUGCAGGGCUGGAUCCCUUCCUCCAUCUUCGCGCUCCCGGCGCUGCGGUACAUCAACCUCUCACGCAACCGGCUGGCCGGCCAGCUUCCCGCGACCACGGCUUGCGCCGACGCGCUGGCGUUCGUCGAUGUCUCGGCGAACCUGCUCACUGGGUCACGCCCCGCGUGCAUGCGGGGCAACUCCUCGGCGCGUACGGUCCUCGUCGCGGGCAACUGCUUCGCCGACGCCAAGCAGCAGCGGGCCAGCUCGUACUGCAACCCCGGCGCGCUGGCCGCCGUGCUGCCGCCGCCGCAGGGGAACGGAGGAGGGCAGGGGAGGGGGAAGAAGGGCCACCAGAUCGGGAUGGUUCUCGCGAUUGCCGGCAGCGUCGUUGGUGCCGCAUUGCUCAUUGCGCUGGCCACGGUGGUGGUCCUGAGGAGGGCGAGGAGGCAGCAUCCAGAGGCGACCAUCCUGCCCAAAUCGCCCGCGGCGACACCGACCAAGAAGGCGGAUGGAUGGAAGGCUCCGGCUAAGGCAACCCAGAAGAUUAUUACUCCUGCUGAUAAGAGACAUGCAUCACAGGCUGCAAGGGUGAAUACACUGGAAGUGCCAGUCUACCGAGUGUGUACACUGGAGGAGCUCGAAGAAGCAACUGACAAUUUUAGUUCCUCCAACCUAAUCAAGGAUAGUCCUCUUGUACAGCAUUAUAAUGGUCAGCUUCAAGAUGGUUCACGAGUAUUAGUUAGAUGUUUGAGGCUGAAGCCGAAGUACUCCCCCCAGAGCCUUGUCCAAUACAUGGAGAUUAUUUCUAAGCUUCGGCACCGUCAUUUGGUCAGCAUCAUUGGUCAUUGCAUUGUCAGUGAUCAGGAUAAUCCUAAUAUUGCCAGCUCAGUAUACCUCAUUUCUGAAUGUGUAACAAAUGGAUCUUUAAGAAGUCACCUUACCGAGUGGAGGAAACGUGAAAUGCUGAAAUGGCCACAACGGGUUUCUGCUGUCAUUGGUGUUGCGAGAGGAGUUCAGUUUUUGCAUAAUGUGACUGCUCCAGGCAUCGUACAGAAUAAUCUCAACAUAGAACAUAUCCUGCUGGACAAGACCCUCACAUCGAAGAUCAACGACUUCAGUCUUCCAAUGAUAUCAAUUAGCAAGAAUGGCAAGAUUUUCUCAGAGACCCCAUUUGCUGUCCAUGAAGAUAAUGAUAUUGGCAGUGCUCACAAUGGGGAACAAGGUGACAAGCAAGACAUCUACCAGAUUGGCCUAAUUCUCCUGGAGGUGAUCACAGGCAAACCAACAGAGUCCCAAAGCCAACUAGAGUCACUGAAAGCUCAGCUGAGCGAGGCCCUGACUGAAGACCCAGAUAGGCUGAAAGACAUGGCAGACCCAGCGAUCCAUGGUACUUUUGCAGUGGACUCCUUGAGCACAGUCGCUGAGAUAUCCCUCAACUGCACGGCUGCUAACCCAAGCGACCGGCCUUCCAUCGACGACGUACUCUGGAACCUGCAGUACUCCAUGCAAGUGCAGGAUGGGUGGGCGAGCAGCGAUAGCUUAGGCUUGAGCGUCAAAUCACAGGCUUAGGUGCACAGUGAAUCACAGGCUUAGAUAAAGGCGCAGUGAUUUUGUUCCUACUUCCUACAAAUGAUAAUUAUGAAGCUCUAGGCACCGGCACUCUGCCUCUUGUUUUUCUGUUUUUUGUUUCGGAGAAGAUAGGUCGUUGGUGUUCUCUACUGUACAUAUAUAUAUGUGGACCUUUCCUUUUUCAGGACUGUUUUUUGUGGUGUAAAGCUCAGGCUCUAUUAAACAUCGACGCCAUGAGGUUAAGCGCUCGUUCACCAGAUGUGUGCUGACAACUGACAUUUAUGCAGCAGCACACAAGCUGUAGUUAAGCUGGGAAUUACAGACUGAAUUCUUUGAAACA
Molecule: messenger RNA, 2877 nt
Organism: Sorghum bicolor (sorghum)
Lineage: Eukaryota; Viridiplantae; Streptophyta; Magnoliopsida; Poales; Poaceae
Product: probable LRR receptor-like serine/threonine-protein kinase At1g14390
Exons: 7
Coding region: 219-2537 (772 amino acids)
Biological process (GO): protein phosphorylation
Molecular function (GO): ATP binding; receptor serine/threonine kinase binding; protein kinase activity
Source: RefSeq, a predicted model, not a curated record